This is a messenger RNA of Boleophthalmus pectinirostris (great blue-spotted mudskipper), 1275 nucleotides long. Its product is annotated as C-C chemokine receptor type 2-like. NCBI's taxonomy places the organism in Eukaryota, Metazoa, Chordata, Actinopteri, Gobiiformes, Gobiidae. Gene Ontology annotation, molecular function: chemokine receptor activity. The transcript has a single exon. Gene Ontology annotation, cellular component: membrane. Gene Ontology annotation, biological process: chemotaxis; immune response; G protein-coupled receptor signaling pathway. The record is from RefSeq and is a predicted model, not a curated record. The coding region runs from base 97 to 1122 and encodes 341 amino acids.
GCAGUAUUCAUUAUAAGGGCUGUCAGUGCGGAUAACACCUCUCACUGUCAGAUUUGAGAUUUCCUUUUUUCAUUCAGAACCAGGAGGUACAAAGCCAUGGAAGACAACACAUCCUACUAUGACGAUGAUGGUUUUUUUUCCCCCUGUGACAGCGAAUUUUUGACAAACUUUGGACAAGUGUUUAUACCAGUUUUGUACAUUUUGGUCUUCAUCCUUGGUUUUGUGGGUAAUGGCCUGGUGGUGGGAGUCCUGCUGAAACACUGUCACAGGUCGAACCUGACAGACAUGUGUCUGAUGCAGCUGGCUGUGUCUGACCUGCUGUUCCUGCUCACUCUGCCUCUGUUCGCUCACUACAUUGGCAGUUCUUCCUGGAUCUUUGGAGACUUCAUGUGUCACAUCAACGGAGGUCUGCACAACGUGGGCUACUACAGCAGCACCUUCUUCAUGGUGGUUAUGACUCUGGAUCGAUAUGUGCUCAUCCAAUUCGCUCAAAAGGCCUCCAAAUACCGCACCAGGAAAACUGGGAUGGUUGUGAUCACAUGUGUUUGGGCUCUGAGCUUCUGCGCAUCACUGCCAGCCUUCAUCUUAACACAAGCGGGAAAAGAUACAGAAGAUUCAGAAUAUGUUAGUUGUCAAGAAGACAGAACCUGGGAGAAAUAUAACAUCUUUUCCACAAAUAUCCUGGGUCUUGUGCUUCCUUACACUGUGAUGGUGGUGUGUUACUCCAGGAUCAUCCCUACUCUGAUGAAAAUAAGGAGUACACAGAAACACCGCAGUGUCAAGCUCAUCAUCUGCGUCAUGGUGGCAUUCUUUCUUUUCUGGGCUCCGUACAACAUCACUUUAUUUCUGUAUUACUUGAAAUUAGUAGAUGUACUGGCAGACAGCUGUGAACUGGACACAAACCUUAGGCUCUCCAUCACAGUAACAGAGACUGUGGCCUACAGUCACUGCUGUCUGAACCCCAUCAUCUACGCCUUUGCAGGGCAGAAGUUCAUGAAGCGCUCCCUUAAGAUGCUGAGGAAGCUGCUGCCGUGGGCCCACUCCAGCAGAGACGUGUUCGAGAGUUCAUUCAGAAUGGGUUCAGUAACGUCACGAAACUCAGUCACAACUACUGUCAUGUGAGAUGCAGAUGGCUGUUUUUUAUGUGUGUGUUGGGAUACUUAGUUAUGUGGUAUUGCAUGUGAGAACCACAAUAGCAUUGACAUUUAAAUGUACAUGCUUUUCUAUGGCAUAAAAUUGCUUACUUUUUGAUUUUGUGCACUUUUUUCUGUCAAA